AUGUUCAACCCACAGACUGUAUCAUGGGCACAGCUAUAUAUGACGCAGGAGUAUAUAGGACUCGCUGCAGCUUUCAUAAUUGUGUACGACUAUGUCUUAAACAUAACGCUUGAGCUUCGAUAUCUAGGUCUAGCUUACUCAGGAGUAAGAAUGACACAGUCCAUCUUGGACGAACCGGUGUCGGGGCUGUGCGCUAAUUUUACUGGAGGCUACCUGUUGGCAUUAUUCCACGAGAUACUCCUUCUUGUCCUGACUGCUGUUCUACAAGGUUUCUCCCUAAGCUCUUCUGCUCGUAGAGAUCUGACAGAAUUUACAGGGAUGAUGACGAUACGCGCAUAUGUACUCCUCGAGAGACCGAAAUCAUUCCUCCUCUGCUCCUUCAUCCUAUUUAUCCUUGUUCAAGGUGCAUGCAUUGUUGCAAACAUGGUCUUGUAUAAAAAUGAGCUUGGAUCAUCGAGUCGCACCGAGAUUGCCGGCUUGAACCUUUGUAACGUUGGAGCACCUUCGCUGCUUUACUGGGUCACACCAAUGAGUAACUCUCUUUGGAUUGCCUAUGAGAUACUGCUUUGUGGUGCUGUUCUGCGCUAUGCGUUCCAAGAACUUCCUGCAUCUUGGUGGAAACGCCCAUUUCGCUCAGCAAGUACCCUCAGGGCUGUGAUAACUCGAGAUAACUUGGUAUACUUUUUCAUACUGACAUACGAGCUCAGCGUCACUAUCUCAAUGCUCGUAUCCACACUUGGUGCUACCGGUGUCACCGCCAAUACACCGAUAGUUAGCAACGCAUCUCCAUUCCUGUCAGCAAUUCAGGUGGCCAUGGUAGGACCGUGGCUGAUCAUCAGCCUCCGAAAGCGAUACGACAAAGACACGAACGCAGAAAUAGCUGACUCGUACGAGAUGACCACCAUGGAAUUCUCAAGUACAGAAUAUCAAGGGUCUGGGGGCGGAACACGCUCAUCUCUCACUGCUGGGUCAUUUUAG
Molecule: messenger RNA, 978 nt
Organism: Coniophora puteana RWD-64-598 SS2
Lineage: Eukaryota; Fungi; Basidiomycota; Agaricomycetes; Boletales; Coniophoraceae
Exons: 11
Coding region: 1-978 (325 amino acids)
Source: RefSeq, a predicted model, not a curated record